GGCUAAUAGGACAUUUACGGUAUUUCUAUUUUAUUAUUUCUAUUUCAUAAACAGUUUAUUUUUUAUCCCGACACUCUCUCCCAAGUUUAUUAUACGCAAUUUCAAAUUUAUCAAAAAAUUAAUUCUUUCAUUUUCUAGUCACUUUAUUCACCGGAGAAGAUGAAUCUAACAAUAAGCCUUUCUUUCUCGUACCAAAAUGUGAAUGCCCUUCUGGUUAUGACGGCGAUUUUUGUGAAAAUCGAAUGUUAGAUGAAUGUGACCGCAGGGAUAUCGAAGAACACAAAAAUUAUUUAGCAGAAAUUGAAAAUCCAAAUAAAAUACUUUUAAAUUUUUCUCAAGAAGCAUUCAUUCAAACAUUGAAAAAUAGACUUGGUUGGAAGCCAAAUUAUUUUGAAACUAGAAGGGAUGCUCAACUUCAAGGUUUAGAGAAAGCUUUGCGCAAUAGAGGAAUGAAGACAUAUUGCGGUCCACAUGGUUUUUGUCGCCCUUAUAUUGAAGAGGAUGGAAUGAGUUGCAAGUAA
Meloidogyne enterolobii is the source of this 521-nucleotide messenger RNA. Lineage: Eukaryota; Metazoa; Nematoda; Chromadorea; Rhabditida; Meloidogynidae. The record is from the annotation of a GenBank genome assembly.